UUCCCGUGACGUCACGACGCAACAUUUCCAAACAAUGCUCAGGAAAAAGCCACGUUGACUAUCUAGUCUAGAGUGAAGAGUGGUCCUCGGUUUGAGGCAGAUAGAAUCAGAGAUUUCUUGGUUUGAAGCCGCUUCAGGGCAGAGAUCAUGUCGUCCCCGCCGAAGGAGAAAGUGGAAACUAAAGGAGGACAUCUCCCCGCAGUUAAGGCAGGAGGUAUGAGGAUAGUGCAGAAACACCAGGCGCCUCCUCCCGUCGAACCUCCGCAGAAAGAUGAGGAUGAGGAGGAGUACGUCAGCACCAGCCCGCCGAAGGCCCCUGUGAUUGUUUCUGGAGUGGUCACAAAGGGCGAUAAGGACUUCACACCGGCAGCUGCUCAGGUAGCGCACCAGAAGCCCCAGCCUAGUGUUCCUAAGCUGCCCCCUACUCAGCACAUCAACCAACACAUCCACCAACCGCGCAAGUGAGCCAGCCCGCCAGCAGGCAGGCUCCUCUGCUAUCUCCUUCAACCAGCCUUUCCCAAUGGAACACACAGGAUGAAGAUGCUUUCUCAUCGGGCACAGAUCUCUGCUAAAUAAUAACAGUAAUUUUUGCUUGCUUGUUAUGUUGAAAACUUUUUUUUUUGUUGUUGCCAGGAACCAAUGAAAAAUGUCAGUACGACUGUUGUAGAAUAUCUGCUGUUGCUGUUCUGCUGCUGUGAUGCUGGAGUGCUAGUUCUACACCUUCAUGGCCUCUUCUCUACAGGGAUGGUUUGGCAGUUUGGUGGUCUUAAGUGGAGACGAACCUUAUUAAACAGUUCUCCUUUUAGCACGUAUCUGACGCUGCUGGGCGAGUGCUCACCAUAGCCAACCGAUCGCAAUCACUCUUACAAACAGUUUAAUCACUUUACAGAAUUGAACUCCUUUCUUUGAAGGAUUUCAGAGACCAAAAGAAUGUGAUUGAGAGCUAGCAGUCUUUAAAAGAAGAGUAUGGAUUUUGCUUCAGUUAUAUUACCAAGAUAGAGGCAUGUUAGGAAUUGGAGGGACACGCCAAAUACAGUAACUGACCUUAAAGCCAUUAUGACAAAGAAAAGCAUUCCAUUUUACUGUUUUUUUUACACAAAGCAUUACCAGAAAAUUCUUUUUUUUGUGGUAAAUAUUUUCAUUACAGCCAAAAAAAACAUCUAUAUCUAAGAAUAUAAUUUUCUCAAUAGAAAUUCAGGUGAUUCAUGUAAUGCCAUACUUUUAUUUUACCUUGACUGAACCAAUAGAUACACUUUCCUAGAAAAGUCCAUCUGUUGUGGUGUUCAAUGAGCUCAGCAGCGAUGCUUCUUUGCAGUUUGUCUCAUUUACCUCUCAUAGAUUUGAACCUGCUGAAGAGGCAACCACUGAUGUGAUGAAACUGGAGGCAACAACUUCCUAAACCUGUGUCUACAUCAGCAUUAGCCAGUACAUCGGCAGGUUUUGCAGGGAUGAUAUUAUACUUUUUUGACUGAACAUCACAGGAGUGCACUAGGAAAUGAGCUAAUCAGCUGGAAUAUGGAGGUAAAAAUGUGAGCCUAUUAAAAAAAAAAGAAGCAUUUUUCAUAAUGAAGUGCUUGAAGAAGGUUAAACAAUUUGUCUAUGAAGAAUAUUCAGCUCAACUGAUAUAGGAGGACACUAAAAUCCUGCUAAAGAAAACAACAUAUAAACAUAAAAACACACUUUCUGUAGCCAUCCUUCCCAAACAAUCAGCUGUUGGCAACACUAAUAGUUUUUUUGGAGCGUAUUUUACCAUGAAGGAAUCAUUUCUUAUGUUCUUAUGAUUUUGUUGAUUAGGGUUCGUUUUCUGUUGGUUUUCUUGAAUCAAUCUUUCAAAAUGUAAAGAAAACAUUCUGUUUAUAAGUGGACUUGGGUGUGAGGUGUGGUUGUCAGUAAAUAAAGAUAUAAAUUAUCUUGAAAUUAA
This is a messenger RNA of Oryzias latipes (Japanese medaka), 1921 nucleotides long. It is a transcript of the gene dap, whose product is annotated as death-associated protein. Lineage: Eukaryota; Metazoa; Chordata; Actinopteri; Beloniformes; Adrianichthyidae. The record is from RefSeq and is a predicted model, not a curated record. Gene Ontology annotation, molecular function: death domain binding. Gene Ontology annotation, biological process: negative regulation of autophagy; apoptotic signaling pathway; cellular response to amino acid starvation.